Hippocampus zosterae (dwarf seahorse) is the source of this 2153-nucleotide messenger RNA. It is a transcript of the gene mrpl23, whose product is annotated as mitochondrial ribosomal protein L23. Bases 145 to 609 code for a protein of 154 amino acids. Gene Ontology annotation, molecular function: structural constituent of ribosome. Gene Ontology annotation, biological process: mitochondrial translation. Lineage: Eukaryota; Metazoa; Chordata; Actinopteri; Syngnathiformes; Syngnathidae. The transcript has 5 exons. The record is from RefSeq and is a predicted model, not a curated record. Gene Ontology annotation, cellular component: mitochondrial large ribosomal subunit; ribosome.
CGACCCAAUGCGGCUGUGCAGAUUGGUGCGCAUGCGCAAUGAGUUUGUUCCCGGAAGUACGCGCACAUGCUCUGCUGAAACAACCUUGGAAAGCCUGCAAAACAACUACUUAUCAAGCCUAUACCACAACGAACCAGAACAAAGAUGCCAGUAACGAGACUACUAUAUCCUUUGUACCAACUGGGUAACCCACAGCUGAGACUCUUCAGACCAAACUGGUUCUUGAAGCUGGUACGGCCUGGAAGAGAGCAGCCUACUGACACCGUCCAGUUCCGCAUCCCAAUGGAAAUGACAAAGUAUGAUGUCAAAAACUAUCUGGAGAAGAUAUACAAUGUUCCAGUGGGAGAAGUUCGCACAAGGAUACAGUAUGGUUCCAACAAGAAGAGGAAUCACCUCAACCAGAGGGUGAAGCAACCUGACUACAAAGUAGCUUAUGUUCAACUGGCUGAAGGCCAGACGUUUGCCUUCCCUGAUAUCUUCCCGGCAAAGAUCAGCACGCCAGCAGAGGGUUCACUGGAAGAGAUGCAGGAGAAGUUCAUGGAGGAUGAGAAGCAGAGGCAGAAACCUGACCCGAGGAGAGGAGGGGUCACCGAGUGGUUCGGACUCUGAGGCUGCUCACAUAUUGUGUGUGUGCGCGCAUGCGCGUGUGCGUGUGGGCAGGGCGGAGGCUGUCUCACAGGCUGAAACACACCGAAGAAGCAACUGUUGGGAUGCCAUAUCCAUUUCUGCAUACAAAGCUCACCAGCGUGCACAUGUCUGCAUCUGUUCUUCUGUCCGUGUGCGUGCGUGUUUCUGUGAGAACUCAAUAACCAGAGCCGUAACAGAAUCCUCAGAGGAGGCGAACGGCCCGGCCUCCGUAUUUCAUUAAACUAUCCCACCAUACAGCACCUCCAUCACCGCAGUUGACCUCCUCUGAGACUUUGUUUCUCCCGCCUCCUUCUGCGGGGCCACAUCUUUUCUCCCCAAAAUCCCGUUUGCACGGAAAUCUCAUUUCGAGUGAAUAACAAACAUGAAAAUUGUACAUGAACACUUGAGUAGCUGUUAAUAUUUGCAACAUUCUUGCCAAGUGUAAAGAGAAAUUAACCAUUGUUCGUGUUAAAAUGUAGCACAAUAAAGUCCUCUUAAAACUUUAUAAAGUCCAAGAUGUCACCUGUCAUGACGGUCACACAAGAAGUUGAAGAACCCCCUGCUAAUGUACAGUAUAGUGUCAAUCAUUGAAGCGCGCUACCUUAAAUUUAAUGAACGAUAAAGACACUGUAGACUAAAGUUUUGGGACAGUGCUUAAGUCAUACAGCAACAUCUCGUAAACCAAAAAUAUUGAAAAUUUACUUUUUAAUGUUUGUAUACAUACAGCUGGUUGUCUGGCGUGCGUUGGCGUGACACAACCAACUACAAUCUUUUGUUAUUGUCUCUUUCUGAAAGCGCGAGGGCAAGCCCCUCUGCACUUCCAUCUCACUGUUAACUGAACACCGAGUUGCUCAGCCAAUGACUGGCAGUUAGGCUGGCUUUGACAUGGCGGCUGAGGCACAAUUUUGUCAAAGCCAAAGGGUAAGCAGAUCUGCACGGAGUGUUAGCACAGAUUAUCACGUGCUAACAGUGUUACCAGCAUGAUUAUAAUAUUCAGGUUAAAGUGAUGAUGUUAGGGUGAGAGGAGUAAAGCCUGUUAUUUUUAUUUUUUUUAUUUUUUAAUGACUCCUUUAAUGUCUUGUGCAAUAUUGCUUAGGAGCAAUAUGGAAUCCACUUUAGAGGUGUCCUUUUUUUUGUUAAUUUGUUUUGUUGUCCAAUACCAAACGAUGUCUGUGGUUCACUGCAACUUCAUCCAUGCUUUGUCCAUCUUUCGUCCUCUUCCGCAUGUUUCUACACUGGUCUUCCUCUGACACGGCACGAAUAGAAGUGGUAUGGUAUUCCUUACAGCUUUUACUUUCGGCCAGUUGGAAGAGACCGCCAGGACAACCCACAUCCUUUUCUUUUUAUGAGUUUGCCUUGGAUUAAUUGACCAAUUUAGGUAAACAACAUUUGAGAUAUUUCAGCAAAGCAACAUCAUGCAGUGUUUUAUUAUUUAGUUAUAGCACCUCUUGCCAUGAGUUGAGAAAAUCUGUCUAAUUGUUACUGCUUGUUGCAAUAAGAAGCAAUAAACAGUCACUUGCCCAAAA